GACAAGAGAUCAAUGGCAUCUGCUAAUUACAAAGCUUCUCCACCAUUCUUCUUUCUUUCCACUCAACAACAAGUAGCAAUGUUAUUAUUAUCAUUAUGUCUUGCUUUGAUGUUGCCUUUCAUCACAGGUACUAAUCAUACUACCAGAGGCUGCAUUGAGGCCGAACGAGACGCCCUCCUCUCAUUCAAAGCUGAAAUCACAUAUCACAAGGUUGAUGAUCCCAUCUCUUCAUGGGGCAAUCAGACUGAUGAUUGCUGCCAAUGGGCCGGCGUGCGUUGCGACAACGAUUCUGGUCAUGUCCUCAGCCUCAACCUCCAACGCAUGCCACCACCAGAAUAUGAUGAUGAUUUUAUUCAUUUUUGUAGUGAGAGGUGUGGUUUUGAGUGGGGGCUGAGUGGUAACAUCAGUGAAUCUCUUAUUGGCCUCCGGCAUCUCAAAUACUUUGAUCUCAGUUUCAAUUGCUUCCAGAGUAUCUCCAUCCCAAAGUUGCUGGGUUCGUUGGAGAACCUAGUUCAUCUCGACCUUAGCUACGCUUGCUUCACUGGUGUCAUACCCGAUGAGCUCGGUAAUCUCACCAAGCUACGUAACCUCAACCUGUCAAGUGAUGAAGGACUCAAGGUUAAUGGUGCUGAGUGGCUAUCUGGUCUAUCUUCCCUGAGAUACUUAUCUAUCGAUGGUGCCAACUUUUCUGGAGUGAACAACGUCAUGCAAUCACUCAACAAGCUUCAUUAUUUAAAACUGGUUUCUUUGUUUGACUGCAGAAUGAACAGAAUCCCUGAGUCUUUCCCAAAUCUCAACUUCAGCUAUCUCACCUUCAUGGAUAUUGGAUGGAACAAUUUCCACAACACUUGCAUCCCCGAAUGGCUCUUCAAAAUUCCCAAUCUACGUCAUCUCAGCAUGACAGACUCUGGGUUGAUUGGCAACAUCCCUUCCUCCAUUGGAAACGCAACUUCUCUUCAAUUUCUGGACUUGUCCUCCAAUGAAGGAAUUUCUGGUGAUAUGCCAAGAGGAUUUGGUGACCUCUGCAAUCUCCAGUCACUCCACUUGGAUGGAACUUUUAUGGGGAAGAGAUUGGAGGAUUUCAGAGAUGCAUUCUCUGGAUGCAUCAGACAAAGUUUGAAUGUGCUUUCAUUUCAAUUUAGCUCGCUAAAAGGUCCUUUGCCAGAUUGGUUGGGUGAACUCAGAAAUCUCACAUUUCUCGAUAUUUCAUCUAAUCCCUUCAACAGCUCCAUUCCUGCAUCUAUUGGCAAACUAUCACAACUGCAAAAAUUGUAUCUUUAUAGUAGUGCAUUAAAUGGCUUCAUCCCUGAAUCCCUGGGAAGACUCUCAAGCUUGCAACAUUUGGAUCUUCAUGACAACACUUUAAAUGGUUCCAUCCCUCAAUCCUUGGGAAGACUCUCAAGCUUACAAUAUUUGGAUCUUCAUGACAACACUUUAAAUGGUUCCAUCCCUCAAUCCUUGGGAAGACUCUCAAGCUUACAAUAUUUGGAUCUUAGUGACAACAACUUCAACUACUCUGUUAUCACUGAAGCUCAUUUAGCCAAUCUCACAAGUCUCGGGUACCUGUCUCUUAAUCAUUUUGUUCUCAAUAUAAGCACUAAUUGGAUUCCAGUCUUUCAAGCUUACGAGAUACACUUAUCUUAUUGUCACAUCGGACCAAAAUUUCCAGUUUGGUUAGCCAACCAAGUAAAUCUUGCCGUUUUGGACAUAUCCAAUACUAGAAUCAAGGAUUUAAUGCCUGAUUGGUUUUGGAACAUCACCGAAACAAUGGCUAUCUUAGAUGUCAGCAAUAAUGAAAUCAAAGGAAGACUGCCGCAACGCUUGAAAUCUCAAGACGAAGGAUAUGAUUUAAGCAUACUCCUAGGCUCUAAUAGCUUUGAGGGAUCUGUUCCUUAUUUCUCUCCUGAUGUCUAUGCAUUAGACUUAUCCAAUAACCAAAUUUCAGGAAACAUUCCCUCUGAUCUUGGAAUCUUUGAUGGAAGAACACCUCAGCUCAACUACCUCUUUUUAUCUUCAAACAACUUGAGUGGUAUUAUUCCAAACUCAAUUUGUGAUUUGGUGGGCCUUGUGUUAUUGGAACUCUCCAACAAUCACUUGGAAGGAGCUAUCCCGAAUUGCUGGAACAAUUUGACAAGCCUACGGUAUCUCAUAUUGGCAAACAACUCACUAGCAGGGGAGGUUCCAAAUUCUCUUAUAAGUUCAUCUCAAUCUUUGGAAGUGUUGCACUUAAGUAACAACCAACUGCGUGGAAAGUUUCCAUCAUUCUUGAAGAAGUGCACUUUCAUGACCACUCUUGCUCUUGACCACAACAGUUUAUCAGGCGAGAUUCCAAGUUGGGUGGGAAAAACCAUGACUUCAUUGAUGAUCCUGACCUUGAAAGAAAAUAACUUUUCAGGUAACUUGCCUUUAUUAUCCAAUCUCACAUCACUUCAUUUCUUGGAUAUUUCCCACAACUCAUUUGUAGGGUUCAUACCGAAAUCGUAUGGUAGCCUCAUGGGCAUGAUAAAUGUUAGUAUGAAUGGUGGAGCAAGUUUUCCUUCUAAUACACAGGAAGGGCUUAUAAUUAAGAUCCUUGUUUAUAUCAAAGGAAUAGAACUUCAAUUUGGAGUCACUCUUUCAUCCCUCAAAUUCUUAGAUCUCUCUGCAAAUAAUUUAUUAGGCCAAAUCCCAAAAGAAAUAGUAAAUCUAGUUGGAUUGCAAAACUUGGAUUUAUCAUGUAACAAUCUGUCAGGUGAGAUCCCUAUAGAUAUUGGUCGAAUGCAAUCAUUGGAAUCUCUUGAUCUCUCAAGAAAUGAGCUCAUUGGGGCAAUUCCUCCAAGCCUCUCUACAUUACAUUUUCUAGGAAGCUUGAAUCUUUCAUACAACAACUUGUCUGGAAAAAUCCCAUAUGCUAGCCAAUUGACCACUUUCAAUGAUCCAUCCAUUUAUGCUGGCAAUCUUAAUCUAUGUGGAGCUCCUCUAAGUAAAAAUUGCACAAGUGAGGAAUCACCAUCAAACAGCCAUGUUGAUGAUCAAGAAGACGAUGAUGAUAAUGAUAAUCCAACUAUUUGGUUUGGCAUUGGCUUGAUGUCUGGGUUUGUGGUUGGAUUUUUGAUAGUGUUGAUAACACUGCUGUUCAAAAACGAAUGGAGGUAUGCAUAUUUCAGGUUUAUGGACCACAUGUAUGACAUGAUGUAUGUAAAGAUAGUAAUCACCAUAAACAAGAUCAAGAGAGCUUUAGCUGUGAUGAGCUGAUCAAUAUAAUUAGUAAAAGCUAUCUAUCGCUAAAUUACUGUUGUAUUACUAGCUUUAAAUAAUGGCACCAAAGCUACUCUUCAUGAAUGUAUGAGCAAUUCUCUAUUUAUUUUCA
Messenger RNA from Dioscorea cayenensis subsp. rotundata (Guinea yam), 3349 nucleotides. RefSeq names its product receptor-like protein EIX2. The record is from RefSeq and is a predicted model, not a curated record. Lineage: Eukaryota; Viridiplantae; Streptophyta; Magnoliopsida; Dioscoreales; Dioscoreaceae. The transcript has a single exon. Gene Ontology annotation, molecular function: protein binding. Bases 13 to 3234 code for a protein of 1073 amino acids.